Helicoverpa zea (corn earworm) is the source of this 3231-nucleotide messenger RNA. RefSeq names its product dnaJ homolog subfamily C member 22 (gene wus). Gene Ontology annotation, biological process: endocytosis. Gene Ontology annotation, cellular component: early endosome; plasma membrane. NCBI's taxonomy places the organism in Eukaryota, Metazoa, Arthropoda, Insecta, Lepidoptera, Noctuidae. The record is from RefSeq and is a predicted model, not a curated record. The transcript is spliced from 6 exons. The coding region runs from base 221 to 1333 and encodes 370 amino acids.
GUCGACAAUCGGGAAUCUCAAAUCGCGUCGUUAAUGGUAGAAUAUCAAGCUGUGUUAAUUUUACAGUUACCGUACUGUUUGCAUUUCUACACGCGUUAUGAAAACUUAACAAAACUUUCAUUUUGUAUUGAUUAACCACGCAAGUAAUAAAAAUAAUUCCUCAUUACAUGUUCGUCCGGCGACAGUAUUGAUUGACACAGUUUAAGGGUUUUCAUUAGCCAUGGCUUCAAAAGCGCCUAAUAUGUCGAGUAAAAAGUCCGUAAUAUGGGCCUACCUGUUCUGGUUGUGCACCGGUAUAUUUGGGGGUCAUCAUUUCUACCUGCGACGGGAUAGGCACGCCUUUGUAUGGUGGACAACUCUGGGAGGGUUUUUCGUCGGCUGGCUGGGAGAAAUAUUUCGUAUCCCUAGGUAUGUAAGAGAUGCUAACGAAGACCCUAAGCAUAUGGAGGAGCUCGCCCACAGAAUGAUCCAGAACAAGAAGCCGCCAUUCUCCAUGAAUCGGUUCACGGGUAUGCUGAUGGUCGGCUAUUCCUGGGGACAAAUGACAAUGUUUGCUAUACCACCUGACUUCUGGGGCAUGAAUCUCAAGUAUCUUAACCUCUUGAUACCGUUGUCAGUUGCGCUGGGUGUAUGGACAGUGGGCAACAUUGGACGUGAACAGGGCUCUCUGAAGUGGCCACUCAUUGGCGCUUACCUCGGCUACCCGGUUCGUUAUUACGUGUACGACGAUAGUCUCUGGUUUACCGUCAUGCUACUUGCCUCAGCCUGCGCCUUCGACUCCUACUCCAAGGAAUGGAGGCGAACUCCUAAGAAGAAGACCCAUAUUGCCAAGCGUGUUGUUAUCCUCGGAGUUUGUGCGGCCCUGUACCUUGGGCUCUGGUGCAGCUACCUGUACUUCCACGGGACGAUCACAGACAGCGAGGGUGACGAGGUGCCAAUAUACGAAGCUCUGCAUCAUUUCUUCACUAGUCCGUGGUGGUUGGAUGUGAAACAAUGUCUCCUGGAAACUUACCAGUAUGCACAGCACCAUGGUUGGUACGAGGUCUGGAAGCAAAUAAUAGACCUGUCUGAUCCACAUGGAGAGCAAAACGCCUAUAAGGUUCUGGGCGUUGACCGGGACGCCAGCCAGCAAGAGAUCACGUCGACGUGGAGAAAGUUGUCGCGAGAGCAUCAUCCCGACAAAGUGAAGGACCAGAAAGAGCGCAGGGCUGCCCAAGAACGCUUCAUGGAAAUCCAACAGGCCUACGAAAUCCUGUCCAACAGCAAGCACCGCAGAAACCGUCGCAAUAAAAAAGACAACUCCGAACCAAGUACUACCAAAAUAGAUUUGUAGGAUCAACUCAAAGGUGACCCGUACUUGCUCAUCUGCGAGUCUUGGGAUCACUUUUUGGGAGCAUUAUUACUCAAACUACGGAAAUUAAUCAUCCUGUCUACGUAUGGGUCUGUGAUUUUCGUAAUUUAUAUGGGAGUCAAACCUUUUCAUAAUUAUCAGCAAAAGUUCUUUGAUGAUUGAAUUCUGGAUUUCCCGAAGUGAUGCCUAGAAUAUUCGCAGAAGUACGUGCCAUCUUUGAAGCAAUUUUAACGCAUUUAAUCAGUGGAAUUUCAAACAAUAAUAGACUUUACUUAUCUACUUUUUAAACCUGAUUCAUCGUAAAUGGACAGUAUAUAUGAUAUCAAGUAUUAUUAUGGGAAACAAAAUCUAUAGCAAUACACAAUUUAAUGCUCUAUUUGGCGAAAAACUAGAUACGGCUUGCAUGUUUUUAUAAUUAGAAUUGGCUAUCAGUAGUAUAUUAAAAAUAGUUGAAGCAGUUUUCCCGCGGUUUCACCCACGGUUCAGUAGUGUCGGAGCCUUCAGUGUAUAAACAAACAAAAAAGGUGUCCUCUGUGUUAUAUUAGUCUCUCUCUUUCCUGCUAUGCAUCCCACAUGGUGGUGGGGUCAGCUUUCCUUAUUUUUCUUCUCCACUUCGCUCUAUCCGUGACGUCGCUCUGUUAUAUUAGUAUAUAUGUUAUAAGCAAUGUGUAUUAUCCGGCAUUGUAUAGAAUGCAUAGUAUUUACUAAAAAUAAUAACUGUAUUCAACAAUUUUCUACUUUUAAACAUUAUCUCAUUAAGCCUAUUGCAAGGCCUGAUAUACCUACCAUUGUCCGAAAAAUAUUAUUUAUUUAAAUCUUAUAUCUUUAUAAGUAAAGGGUAUUAUAAACCAACUGGGCUACCAUUUCAGCUUACGCUUUUUGAGUAUUUUUAAUUGUAAAAAGGGAAGGUGUUUGAAACACCCUUGCCGGCUUACCUGCAAUUACUAUUUAAUCUAAUACACCUUAAACGUUCAAUUUUAUCACUAGGUAGGAAUAUGUAUAAACUUUCAACGACUGUUUUACAGUAGGUAUCUUAAAAAUGUAUAAAUAAGUAGAAAAUAAUAAUGGCUCAACAGUGCGGUCAACUGCAUAUAAUCUCGAAUUAAUAUUAGUAUUUUAAAUUGAAGAACUGAUGUUAUUUUAUAUGCAUUUAAAACACCAAAUUUAUUUAGAUUAUAAACUACUGUUAGCCUUCGUACUUAAUAUUGAUUUAAUUAAAAUGAAAUUGAUACGAUUAUAUUCGUAUCAAUUUCUUGUGAAAAAAAGAUCUUAUUUUUAAUAAGCGCAACGCGACGCCGUCCAUUCCUUUGUCGGAACCUAGUUUUGAUAAAGUAGUUAGGAUUAUUUUAUUUUACUUUUUAUAAAACUUGAAAUUUAAGAAAAAAAAAAUAUAAUUUUUGGCUAUUUUGUAUUAGCAGUUUAGUUAAAAACAAAAGUGUUCUUAUACUACAUAUGUCAGCUAUAUGCAGUAAGUAUAUUACUUAUUGUACUGCAGUGAAAAAUUUCCUUUAGUUAUUUUGUGAGGGCACAUUAUACAGUUUCUUCAACUUUUUUAUAUUUUUAAUUUUGUAGUUGCGGCGACAUCGAACGACAUACAAAGUUAAGAUUUUUUUAGCAGAUGAUAGUCACUUAAAAUGUAACUUACCUCUAUUUAUUUUUAAUUUAUGGUGUUUGUUAUAAGUAAUUUAUCCCACUUCAUUUGAUAAAUAGUUUAUAAGACGAUUGCAUUUUAUUUUAUAUUUUAUUUUGUCACAGUGUUGUACUUAUCGAAAGGUUGUAUUUAUUAUCCAGGUACAUUAUUGUUUUGAUGCAAAUGUUUUUUUCUUAGAUUUUAUUUACGUGUAUGGUGUCAAAUUAUUAAAUAAAGUAUUACUAAUCGA